Brassica oleracea var. oleracea is the source of this 1989-nucleotide messenger RNA. Its product is annotated as probable pectinesterase/pectinesterase inhibitor 34. NCBI's taxonomy places the organism in Eukaryota, Viridiplantae, Streptophyta, Magnoliopsida, Brassicales, Brassicaceae. The record is from RefSeq and is a predicted model, not a curated record. Bases 59 to 1870 code for a protein of 603 amino acids. Gene Ontology annotation, molecular function: pectinesterase inhibitor activity; pectinesterase activity. The transcript has 3 exons. Gene Ontology annotation, biological process: cell wall modification.
AUACGCACUUACGUCCUUUGGAAUGUAAAAUCACAAAAGAGACUAGAACGAGAACAAAAUGGGCUACGAAAGGCUCGGACCGUCGAAACCAAGUGGUUCGGUCGCAACCACCACAGCUCCGUCUCCGAACCUAAGCCAAGUCCCCACGACAUCACAAUCGGAUAAUACUAGUCCGAUAAGAAAGAAGCUUCUUGUCUCAUCACUCGUCGUAGCUUUCGCACUUAUCCUCGCCGCCGCAAUUUUCGCCGGAGUCCGAUCACAAGUCAAAUCUUCCCAACAGGUUCCAGGCCUAGCUCGAAAACCAAGCCAAGCAAUCUCAAAAGCUUGCGCGUUGACUCGCUUCCCCGAGUUAUGCGUUGACUCACUCAUGGACUUCCCCGGCUCACUCGCCGCCUCCUCCCCGAGAGAUCUGAUUCACGUGACGGUGAACAUGACGCUCCACCACUUCAGUCAAGCACUCUACUCAUCGUCCUCUUUCUCCUUCCUCGACAUGCCGCCACGUGUCCGCUCCGCCUACGAGUCUUGUGUCGAGCUGCUAGACGAUUCCGUCGACGCGCUCUCACGCGCUCUCUCCUCCGUGGUCUCCGUCUCCGGCGGCCAAACGAAACCGCAAGACGUCAUGACAUGGCUGAGCUCGGCUCUGACGAACCAUGACACGUGUACGGAAGGGUUCGACGGCGUCGGCGACGGCGGAGUGAAGGAUCAGAUGACUGAUGCGCUGAAGAAUCUCUCGGAGCUUGUCAGCAACUGUUUGGCCAUAUUCGCGGCGAGCGGUGACGGCGACGAUUUCGCCGGAGUGCCGAUACAGAACAGGAGGCUUUUGGAAGUAGGAGGAGGAGGAGACAAGGACAAGAAGUUCCCGAGAUGGACCAAGAGAAGAGAGCGGGAACUACUGGAAAUGCCGGUGUCUCAGAUACAAGCUGAUAUCAUCGUCUCCAAAGACGGCAACGGCACGUGUAAAACUAUAGCGGAAGCUAUCAAGAAAGCUCCUCAGCGCAGUACUCGCCGGACUAUUAUCUACGUCAAAGCCGGAAGGUACGAAGAGAAGAACCUCAAGGUCGGUAGGAAAAAAAUUAAUUUGAUGUUCGUUGGAGAUGGAAAGGGUAAAACUGUCAUCUCAGGAGGGAAGAGUAUUUUUGACAACAUUACCACUUUCCACACGGCGUCGUUUGCCGCAACGGGAGCUGGGUUUAUUGCAAGGGACAUUACAUUUCAAAAUUGGGCUGGUCCAGAAAAGCACCAAGCGGUGGCCCUUCGCGUUGGAGCUGACCAUGCGGUGAUCUACCGGUGCAGUAUAAUCGGUUACCAAGACACACUUUAUGUCCAUUCAAACCGUCAGUUCUUCCGCGAAUGCGAUAUCUACGGCACAGUUGAUUUCAUCUUCGGUAAUGCAGCCGUAGUACUACAAAACUGUAGCAUCUAUGCACGCAAACCUAUGGCUCUUCAGAAAAAUACAAUCACAGCUCAAAACCGAAAAGACCCGAACCAAAACACGGGAAUAUCGAUACAUGCCUCUAGAGUUUUGGCAACACCUGAUCUCCAAGCGACCAAUGGUACUACCCAGACGUAUCUAGGCCGGCCAUGGAAGCUAUACUCUAGAACGGUUUACAUGUUAUCGUACAUAGGUAAUCAUGUACACACGAGAGGCUGGCUUGAGUGGAACACAACAUUUGCUUUAGAUACUCUAUACUACGGUGAGUAUUUGAACACGGGACCAGGGUCGAACAUUUCACAACGUGUGAAUUGGCCAGGGUAUCGGGUCAUCAAUUCAACGGCUGAGGCAAACCGGUUUACGGUGUCGGAAUUUAUAUAUGGUUCGUCGUGGUUGCCUUCAACCGGGGUUUCGUUCUUGGCCGGAUUAAACCUUUAGCUAGAGAAAAAUAAAGUGAUUUUCUUUCCGAUGCAUUGUUUCAUUCUUACGUCCCUUAUACUAAUGGACAUAUAUAUAUGAAUAAUCCUUUUUAUAUAUAAAUUAAAUUUUUAAUUGUA